AAUCUUCCACUAAUCGCGAGCGCGAGUCAACCGAAAAAGAGGUGGCGGAAAACCGUUACCAUGAGCGCGGCUGUGGACACGAAGCUUUGCCCAGAAUCGGACACACAGUGUGUCUUGAUUACGCAGCUUGAGCCCUUGAAGCCGAGAGCAGACUUCGGUCGCUAACUCGCGCUUCCGUAACUCGCUCACGGUAGAUCUCUUUCUCUAUCCUCUUUUGCUUUUCAAUGGCUUGUCUUGCCCUUUCUUCCUUGGCCUUUCCUCCUAGGGAGUCCCAUGUUCCUCCUGGAUUGAAUUCUGCUUCUAGAACGAAAGUAUGUUUGUCGCAAACUGGAUUUGGGCCGAUGAAGCAGAAACAAAGAGUUAGCGUUUCUGUUUGCAGAGCUGCCUCCGUUGUGUUCCGAAAUCUCGAUGCCGAUGACUUCCGGCAUCCUCUUGACAAACAGAAUACUCUGAUUCUGAGGGCAAUUCCUGGAUUGAACGAGCUCGGGAAAGCCUUAUUAGGAACUGUUGCAGAGCAAGUGAUGGUACUUGAGAAUAUAGGAACAUCACUUCUUGUAUCUAAAAAUCAGCUUCCUGAACUUCAUCAAUUAAUGGCUGAGGCCUCAGAAAUUCUGAAUGUUGAGGCUCCGGAUCUUUAUAUUCGUCAAAGUCCUGUACCCAAUGCAUAUACACUUGCUAUCAGUGGUAAAAAGCCAUUUGUUGUUGUUCAUACAAGUCUUGUGGAACUCUUGACACGAAAGGAAUUGCAGGUGCCUGUUCUGGCUCAUGAGUUGGGUCACUUAAAAUGUGACCAUGGUGUGUGGUUGACAUUUGCAAACAUUCUUACUCUUGGGGCAUAUACUCUACCUGGGCUUGGUGGGAUGAUAGCUCAGAGUUUGGAAGAACAGCUAUUUCGUUGGCUCCGAUCUGCAGAGCUUACAUGUGAUCGUGCAGCCCUUCUUGUUGCUCAAGACCCAAAGGUGGUCAUCUCCGUUCUCAUGAAAUUAGCUGGCGGAUGCCCAUCUAUGGCUGAUCAACUAAAUGUGGAUGCAUUCUUGGAGCAAGCUCGUUCUUAUGAUAAAGCUUCUUCGACCCCAGUUGGGUGGUAUCUAAGAAAUGCCCAAACGAAGCAACUUUCACAUCCACUUCCUGUUUUACGUGCUCGGGAGAUUGACCAAUGGUCAAGGAGCCAAGAAUACAAAGCCCUUUUGGGUCGCGCAAUACUGAUGAACUCUGAUCGAAAAGCUUAGCAUUAUAGCAAAGUCAAAUUUUGAAAGCAAAUGGUGCUCCAAUGCUUCCUAUGUGUUGCAGAUCCUCAGGGCCGGCAAGGAAGAGCGGAUGCAGGAGACUACACUUUACUUACUUGGUACUUUUCUGUAAAAGUAGCGAUUUUCCUCAACUAUGGUUGGAACAGGUGUUCCACAGGAAUAUUAAUAUAGAGCAAUUUGCUUACAAUACUUGUAACGUGUUCGCAUUUAGAUAAACAUUACAGUACUGUACAGAGUAAUAAAAUAUGGUUAUGUAA
This is a messenger RNA of Diospyros lotus (date-plum), 1504 nucleotides long. RefSeq names its product plastoglobule-localized metallopeptidase 48, chloroplastic. Gene Ontology annotation, biological process: CAAX-box protein processing. Gene Ontology annotation, molecular function: metalloendopeptidase activity. NCBI's taxonomy places the organism in Eukaryota, Viridiplantae, Streptophyta, Magnoliopsida, Ericales, Ebenaceae. The transcript is spliced from 9 exons. Bases 225 to 1229 code for a protein of 334 amino acids. Gene Ontology annotation, cellular component: endoplasmic reticulum membrane. The record is from RefSeq and is a predicted model, not a curated record.